CUUCUGCCUUUCCUAGCCUCAGGGGGACUCCGAAGGCGGCCCCAGGUGGCAUACAGCACCAAGGAGGAGAGUGCUGCAAGACCUAUUGGGCGGUACCCGGUACCCAAUAAGAAGGACAUGCCGUAUGACAUUGUGGAGCUCAUGGAGGAAGUGGAAAUGAAGAUUGGAUUUCUGCCCAAUGUGUUCAAAGCCAUGUCUCACCGACCUGCUGAAUUCAGAGCUUUUUUUGCUUAUUACAAUGCCAUUAUGAACAAAGACACAGGGCGACUCAGCAAGGCAGACAAAGAGCUCAUAAUUGUGGCUACAAGUGCUGUGAAUAGAUGUCCCUACUGCGUGGUUGCACAUGGAGCGCUUCAUCGGAUAUAUUCCAAGCAGCCAGCGCUGGCUGACCAGGUCAUUGUGAACUGGAAACUGGCUGACCUGAGUGACCGGGACCUAGCAAUGCUGGAGUUUGCUCUUGCAGUCUGUCGAGCUGAUAACAUUACUGAAGAGCAUUUCCAGAAGCUGGAGAGGCAUGGUUUUGACCGCGAAGAUGCCUGGGACAUAGGCAUGAUUUCUGCUUUUUUUGCCAUGUCUAAUCGCAUAGCUCAUUACAUUGACCUGCGCCCAAACAAGGAGUUCUACACCAUGGGCAGGACGCCCCGUGGAGGGGAGGAAGCCGAGCAUGCCUGACGGGGC
This is a messenger RNA of Pelecanus crispus (Dalmatian pelican), 678 nucleotides long. NCBI's taxonomy places the organism in Eukaryota, Metazoa, Chordata, Aves, Pelecaniformes, Pelecanidae. The record is from RefSeq and is a predicted model, not a curated record.